AUGUUAGAUCUUAAUGAGACUCCUCCAGAAGAAAUGCAAGGUGGAGCUUCUGAAAGAUAUUCAAGAAGCAGAAAUCAACCAGACGCUGAAUAUAUUUGGACCAAUUUAUCAGAAGAGCAGAAGCUUGUUGCAUCAAACAGUUUCAAUGUUUAUUGCCAGCCUUUAGUAAUCUACAACGAAAUCCAGUCUCGCCCAAGAUUCCUUCAGAGAUGCUUGUACCACAACAGAAAGGCUAAGCACAAGAAGAGGAUUCUAAUGACAGUUUUGCUGUCGUGGAAAGUAGAAGAAGUUCAAUCUCUUUUUCCCAUGUGUAUCUGUCUGGGAAGGCUGUUGGAUCCAAACGAGGAACACACAGGGGAAGAAAAGUAUGAUGUUCGUCGGAUAUUCACAUUUGAAGGUCCAACUGGAAUUGAUUGGAAUGGAAUUAAUCAUGUCCGAGUAAACUUUAUGCUUCCUCAUAUCGAAAAGUUAGCUGUGGAAACUAAUUAUGACAAAUAUUUUCUCUUCAUUCUCGCUUCUGCGAAAAACCCAAUUUCAUUGUCUACAGUCAAUGCAAGCACGUUGACUUCGGAGGUGGCUUCUAAUGAAUCAUCUGGUGGAGAGAAAUGCUUUUAUGGAAAAGUGUCUCUGAAAUUUCUUUACAAGAUUUUGAAUAUAUCUCCAGAUUCUCCUUUGCAAUAUCGAACUGAGAUUCAAUUUAGCACUGAACUUCGUUCUUGUAAUUUGAAGUAUUGGUUGAAACAUUAUACUCGAACAACAAGCAGCACCAUCUCUAUUAAAGAUUCUAAUGAUUCAGAGGGUAUAUCAAAGAAACUUGAAAUCUCAGCUGGUUUUGAAGAAUUUGGAGCAGCUAUGGAAGCAGCUUCUGGUAGGACACAGGAAAGGAGAGAAGAGUCAUCUUUGUCUUCUUUCUUACUUCAUUUCACUUGGUCACCAGGAAUUGUCUCAUUUUAUUACAGGUAUUACCAUAACAUGUUGCACAGACUCGAAGUUACUGAGAAUUUCACCUGUGCAAUCUGUUUGGUACAAUGUAUAAACUAUAAGAGCUUAAAAAUCCACCUAAGGUUAUCACACCCGAUAUUUAGGUUUGAAUUUUCGGAAUCAGAGGAAUUUCUAUCGGUAUAUGUGUCUGUGAAGAACGAAAACUGGUGGCGAGAGUUGAUUGAUCCAAAAGUUGAUACUUUUAUGUACUGGUAA
Vigna radiata var. radiata (mung bean) is the source of this 1197-nucleotide messenger RNA. Its product is annotated as polycomb group protein EMBRYONIC FLOWER 2-like. Gene Ontology annotation, molecular function: chromatin DNA binding. The transcript has 15 exons. Bases 1 to 1197 code for a protein of 398 amino acids. Gene Ontology annotation, cellular component: nucleus. The record is from RefSeq and is a predicted model, not a curated record. Lineage: Eukaryota; Viridiplantae; Streptophyta; Magnoliopsida; Fabales; Fabaceae.